This is a messenger RNA of Emiliania huxleyi CCMP1516, 741 nucleotides long. RefSeq lists its product as hypothetical. Gene Ontology annotation, molecular function: metal ion binding. The record is from RefSeq and is a predicted model, not a curated record. Bases 1 to 741 code for a protein of 246 amino acids. Lineage: Eukaryota; Haptophyta; Isochrysidales; Noelaerhabdaceae. The transcript has 3 exons.
AUGCUCCGGGCCGACCCGUCCUACCCGACGGUGGCACUCUUCCACGUCUCGCUCACGCUGAGAAAAAUUCUGAAACGGCGUUUGCUGGCCUGGCGCUUGCUGUGGAGGGACGACGGCCGAGGAUUGGCGGUGUCUGUCUGGCUACUGCGGGAGGAAGGCGGCGCAACUUCGGAGAGGUGGUGCCGGCAGUGGGUGAGGACGGCGUCCUGCCGCUUCGGAGGCGGCUGCCGGCACGCGCACGUGCUGACCCUCGCCAGCCACGGGCUCUCCCCGGGCCGCGGCGCGGCGAUGCCGCCGCUGGAGCUAUCACCCGACCCUGCAAGCCUCUCCGCCGACGAGCUGCGCCGCGUCGCCUUUAUUGUUGGGCGCGGCGCGGUCGCCUUUGACUACGAGGAUCCGCACGCGGCAAAGAGCUUCCUCGAGGCCGACGCCGCCACCCAGCUCGCGGCGGAGGAGGCCGCUGCCAGCCGCUGCGGAGAAGACGCCGCUCCCGCUGCCGCCGCCAACAGCCGGCCGUACGAUGAAUUCCCCCAGCUGCCCGACGAGCUGUGGACGGCUAUUCUCGAACGGGUAGACGACGUGGAGGCGCUGCGUGCCGCGGCGAGCACGAACGCGCACCUCUCCGCCGCCGCCGCCAACCUCUGGGCGGCGCGCGGGAGGUGCUUUGCGAGCGAGGCGGCCCUCGGCCGCUGGCGGCGGGCGACGGCGGCGCCUCCGCUCACUCUCGACCCCCCAGGCUAG